UAGAUAGAUGGAUAGAUGGAUUGAAUUCAUUCAUUCAUUUUACUCUUUUGCGUACACACACUGGUGUACACACUAACGUUAGUCACUCAUGUCUGCAUUUGUGGCUUUUGUCUUUCCUGUGUCUAAUUUCUGUAAAGUCGUGAGAAGAAAUGAAAGAACUAAAGCAGCAGAACAACAUGCUGGACACAGGCCACUGGGGGCACUGUGAGGACAGCUUUGACCCACAGGCAGGCACCUGGGUGUCCCCACAGAUAUCCUAUCUCAGCUUCAAGAGCCUCAUUCAGCUCAGACGCAGCAUGAACACAGGUCAGUGGAGGCGUCCAAAAAAAAAAGAUUUAAUUUCAGUGUUUUGCUGCAUGUACAUUUCUCCUCAAUGUUCAUCUAUGAAUCCUCUCACGCAAGGUGUAAUGAUUUUCGACUGCGAGGAGAAGACUUUGGCCGACAUUGCUGAAAAGAUCGUCAGCGAAAUGGUUAAUAAAAAGGAAAUCAGGCCAGAAAACCGUGAAGACAUGGUGAAGGUUCUGCUCCAGAACCACAGCCAAUCAGCAGACCCAGAGAGCCAAGCUUUGACAGAGGGUACAAAUCUACAGAGAAUCUCAGUAAAAGAAAGGAAGGACGUGUCUGACCGUGAUGAAGUCUCCUUGGUGUUAGUAGGAGGUCUGGACUUUCUGGAGAAGCCCACAGUCGUGUUUGUCCGUCUAAAGGAGGCCUUGGUGCUUGACUCCGGUCUGGAGUCCCCGGCACCAGUUCGCUUCAUCUAUGUUCUGGUUGGCCCAAUCAAGACUGACGUAGAUUACCACGAAACUGGCCGUGCUAUGGCGGCACUUAUGGCUGACAAAGUGUUCCAUCAAACAGCCGUGCAGGCGAAGAGCACCAAAGGGUUGACGGACUCCAUGACAAAUUUCAUGGAUUGCAGCGUUGUCAUUCCACCGACUGAAAUCCAAAAUGAAGCAACGUUGAGCUCCAUUAUCAGUUUCCAGGAGAAACUACUGCAGGGCAGGCUUAAACUUGAUGACUCCACAGUUUGCCUGAUGCCCCAACCUCGUAGGGUGUCCUUCACCACCAAACCUCCUACAGAGGACCCGCUGUCCCGUACGGGGCGUCCGUUUGGUGGAAUGAUUCGGGACAUAAAAAGACGCUACAAGUACUACAAGAGUGACAUCACAGAUGCUCUGAACUCCCAGGUUCUUGCUGCAGUUAUCUUUAUCUACUUUGCUGCCCUGUCUCCUGCCAUCACCUUCGGCGGUCUUUUGGCUGAUAAGGUGGACAACAUGAUGGGCGUCCCAGAACUUCUCAUUUCCACCAGUAUCCAGGGAAUCAUCUUCUGUUUUCUUGCCGCACAGCCCAUACUGGUCAUCGGUUUCUCUGGUCCUCUCUUAGUGUUUGAGGAGGCCUUCUGUGCAUUCUGCAAGUCCCAGGACAUCGAGUAUAUUGUAGGGAGAGUGUGGGUCGGAGUGUGGCUCGUGAUCAUCGUGUUGGUGAUUGUGGCCCUCGAUGGCAGCGUCCUGGUGCGCUUCAUCUCGCGCUUCACCCAAGAAAUUUUCUCCAUACUUAUCUCCCUCAUCUUCAUCUACGAGACCUUCGCCAAGCUGGGGCGGAUCUUCAAAGCACACCCGCUCAUUCUGAAUUACGAUCAAUUGAACGCAAGCGUGGAAAAUCCCUGGCAACCGAAAUCGGAAGAACGCGUCAUUUAUGACAACGCUACGGGCAACACGACUGUGCUCGUUAGCACCAUUAAGCCUCCUUAUCCUAACACGGCUCUGCUCUCCAUGUGCCUCAUGUUCGGUUGUUUCUUUAUCGCCUUUUUCCUUCGCCAGUUCAAGAACGGAACGUUUCUGCCCGGAAAGGUCAGACGUUUGAUUGGUGACUUUGGAGUCCCUAUUGCAAUUUUCCUUAUGAUCGUGGUGGACUACAGUAUUCAGGACACCUACACUCAGAAACUGGUUGUUCCGAAAGGUCUGACAGUGUCCAACCCGGCCAAAAGAGGCUGGUUGAUCAAUCCAUUUGGAGAGCACCAGUCCUUUCCUGUGUGGCUCAUGUUUGCCUCCUGUAUCCCAGCCCUGCUUGUCUUUAUCCUCAUCUUUCUGGAGUCUCAAAUCACUACUUUGAUUAUAAGUAAACCCGAGAGGAAGAUGGUCAAGGGCUCCGGGUUCCACUUUGACCUGCUGCUUCUAGUAGCCAUGGGUGGACUCAGUGCAAUAUUCGGUGUGCCGUGGCUCAGUGCCGCCACUGUGAGAACGGUCACCCACGCCAACGCCCUCACUGUCAUGAGCAAAGGACCAAAGCCUGUCAUAGAGAAAGUGAUGGAACAGAGAGUCAGCGGGAUUCUGGUGGCCCUGCUAGUUGGUUUGUCUAUUCUGAUGGAGCCGAUUCUAACGUUGAUCCCAAUGUCAGCCCUGUUUGGUAUCUUCCUUUACAUGGGAGUGACAUCACUGAAUGGUAUACAGCUAUGGGAUCGGAUGCUUCUGUUGUUCAUUCCUAAGAAAUACCACCCGGAUGAACCCUACGCUACCAAAGUAAGCACAGCACGGAUGCACGUGUUCACGCUCAUCCAGUGUGGCUGCCUUGUGAUCCUUUGGAUUGUGAAGUCCAGUCCAGCAUCUCUGGCACUUCCAUUUAUACUGAUCCUCACCAUUCCUUUGCGCAUGGUUAUGACUGGGCGUUUGUUCUCAGAACUGGAAAUUAAAUGCUUGGAUGCUGACGAUGCUAAAGUGACAUUUGAGGAGGAACCAGGCCAGGAUGUAUACUGUGAAACUCAAAUGCCAUUGUAAAUGUCUUCUCGGACUACCUUAAGAAAUGUUUAUACAGAAUAUACUGUAUGUUUCUCUAUAUACCGCAUGUAUUGUCAUUUACAAUUAAGAGCUUCCCAUCUUUCCUGGACGGUUUGACAUCGCAUAAGUCAAAACAUAAAUGACAGCAUGACAAAGAGCUUUUAUAAAAGGUGUGUUGUUUUAUAUGGUGCCGGUGUUCUCAGUAAAGGGGGUGAUCACGAAAGAAAUAAGCCAAACUGAAAGCUUGAAAUGCUUUAUAACCAAUGAACAAAGUAUUGUAUAAAGUGCAGUUAAUUAAAUCUUAAGUGAAAUCUAUUUGUGCGUAGUAUGCAGUUUGUAAUGAACUUUUACAAUUAAUCUUUGAAAAACGAAAUGAAUUGAGAAUUAAGGUAACACGAUAAGGUAAGUGUACAACUAUCGGGACUCUCUUUAAACAUGUUUAUCCAAAUAGGAAGAAACUGAAAUAAAAAAUAAAACCCAACAAAAACACUUGGGUUUAUCAUAAACUGGUGCUGUACUUCUUUUAACAGGUAUACUUCUUGUUACUCCUUGCAGCACUGAGUAACUCUUUGUCUUUUAAGGCACCGUGG
Molecule: messenger RNA, 3361 nt
Organism: Cynoglossus semilaevis (tongue sole)
Lineage: Eukaryota; Metazoa; Chordata; Actinopteri; Pleuronectiformes; Cynoglossidae
Gene: slc4a1b
Product: solute carrier family 4 member 1b (Diego blood group)
Exons: 15
Coding region: 150-2771 (873 amino acids)
Biological process (GO): bicarbonate transport; transmembrane transport; regulation of intracellular pH
Cellular component (GO): plasma membrane; basolateral plasma membrane
Molecular function (GO): solute:inorganic anion antiporter activity; monoatomic anion transmembrane transporter activity; bicarbonate transmembrane transporter activity
Source: RefSeq, a predicted model, not a curated record